AUGGGAAACGUAGCAGUUCCUGUUAAGUUUAUGUCAAAUAAGACUGAAUUGGCAUGGUGCAAGAAAAGCUCUUAUAAUCUUAAGAAGAUGGAGGUGGAGUUGAAGUUGAAGCUCCUUGUCUUAGCCUUGUUGAUGGUGGGGGCAAUAGCAGACCCUCAAAUUCGAUUAAUCAACAAGGGGUGUAGCCAAUACAACGCUACCAAUUUGCUCAAUUUUUACCAAAAUCUGAACGCAACUUUCGUUGAUCUAAGAACACAAGUUAGUAACCAAAGCAAGAACUUUGCCACAGCCCAGGAAGCAAAAGGAGCAGAUCCUGUCUAUGCUUUAUUUCAAUGUAGAAAAUACCUCUCUAACGCUGAUUGCGCCGCCUGCUUCGACGUCGCCGCCGCCCAAAUCCGCAACUGCUCCGCCGGAGCCAACGGUGCUCGUGUCAUAUACGACGGCUGCUUCCUUAGGUAUGAGAGCAGUGGCUUCUUUGAUCAAACCACUUUACCUGGCAACAGUAUGAUUUGUGGAAAUCAGAGAGCAGUUGGAGCCACCAGUACCACUUUUAAUGCAACAGCACGACAAGUGUUAAUGGAUUUGCAAAUUGCAACACCCAAAAUUAGUGGUUUUUUUGCAGCUACCAAGACACAAGUGGCUGGUGGUGGUGCAAUCUAUGCCAUUGCACAAUGUGCUGAAACUGUCACAGAGAGUGGUUGCUUGGAUUGCUUGACAGUUGGGGUCACCAACAUACAAAGUUGUUUGCCCAAUACAGAUGGUAGAGCAUUUGAUGCUGGCUGUUUUAUGAGAUACUCAGAGAUAUCCUUCUUUCCUGAUAACCAGACCAUUGAUAUCACACCCUUCUUGAAACAAGAUGGUUCAAGCAAGAAAGGAGCUAUUAUUGGUGGUGUUGUUGGAGGUGUAGGUCUUGUUGUGAUCCUCCUUGCACUAUUUGCCUGGCUUAGAUGGUACCAGAAACCCAAGAGGGCUCCAAGAGGUGACAUACUGGGAGCAACUGAGUUAAAAGGUCCAGUUACCUACAGGUAUAAAGAUUUAAAGUCAGCAACAAAAAAUUUCAGUGAUGAAAACAAACUUGGAGAAGGAGGCUUUGGAGAUGUAUACAAGGGCACUCUGAAAAAUGGUAAAGUAGUUGCAGUCAAGAAAUUAAUUUUAGGCCAAUCCGGAAAGAUGGAUGAACAAUUCGAAAGUGAAGUAAAGCUUAUAAGUAAUGUUCAUCAUAGGAAUCUAGUUCGGCUUCUUGGAUGUUGCAGUAAAGGCCAAGAGAGAAUCCUUGUUUAUGAAUACAUGCCAAACAGCAGCCUUGACAAAUUCUUAUUCGGUGAAAAGAAUGGUUCUCUUAAUUGGAAACAAAGAUAUGAUAUAAUUUUAGGCACAGCAAGGGGUUUGGCCUAUCUUCACGAGGAUUUCCAUGUUUGCAUCAUACAUAGAGAUAUAAAGCCUAGCAAUAUCCUCUUAGAUGAUGACCUUCAGCCUAGAAUUGCUGAUUUUGGGUUGGCAAGACUUCUACCAGAGGAUCAAUCUCAUCUUAGCACCAGAUUUGCAGGAACAUUGGGAUACACAGCACCUGAGUAUGCAAUCCAUGGUCAAUUAUCAGAGAAGGCUGACACCUACAGCUUUGGUGUUGUGGUCCUAGAAAUCAUAAGUGGCCAAAAGAGCAGUGAAUUGAGGGAUGAUGCUGAAGGUGAAUUUCUCCUUCAAAGGGCAUGGAAACUUUAUGAGGGUGAUAUGCAUUUGGAGUUGGUUGACAAGACAUUGAAUCCUGAUGACUAUGAUGCAGAAGAAGUGAAAAAAAUAAUAGAGAUUGCAUUGCUAUGCACUCAAGCAUCAGCUGCUGCGAGGCCAACAAUGUCUGAAAUAGCAAUCUUACUCAAAAGCAAAAAUUUACUGGGUCAUAUGAGGCCUGCUAUGCCUGUUUUUGUUGAAUCUAACUUUAGGUCUCGGGUAGACAUUUCUAUCUCAACUGCUGGUUCCUCUACUACAUCUAAUGCCACUGUUUCCACUUCUGUACUAUCAGCAAGAUGA
This is a messenger RNA of Abrus precatorius (Indian licorice), 2025 nucleotides long. Its product is annotated as cold-responsive protein kinase 1-like. Gene Ontology annotation, molecular function: protein kinase activity; ATP binding. NCBI's taxonomy places the organism in Eukaryota, Viridiplantae, Streptophyta, Magnoliopsida, Fabales, Fabaceae. Gene Ontology annotation, biological process: protein phosphorylation. Bases 1 to 2025 code for a protein of 674 amino acids. The record is from RefSeq and is a predicted model, not a curated record. The transcript is spliced from 9 exons.